Messenger RNA from Poecilia latipinna (sailfin molly), 4147 nucleotides. RefSeq names its product mediator of RNA polymerase II transcription subunit 13-like. The transcript has 2 exons. Lineage: Eukaryota; Metazoa; Chordata; Actinopteri; Cyprinodontiformes; Poeciliidae. The coding region runs from base 1446 to 1796 and encodes 116 amino acids. The record is from RefSeq and is a predicted model, not a curated record.
GAGAGAGAGAGAGAGAGACACAGUGACACAUUCAGACUGCGCGCACGCCCAUCGAGCAGUAUAAUAACGCACUCUGACAGAUAAACAAUGAGGAAGGAGCCGCUGCGGUUGAGGAAAUCAUGCACAUGUUGGAGGAUUUAAAUCGACAUUCGCACGGUUUCUCGACAAAAUACACGGAUGAUGCGCGCUUUGUGAGGGAGCGAUCUGCAGCCUUUCAACAUAAUCUUUAUGUCAGAAUCGGCGCCAGACGAGGAGGGUGACUUUUGACUUGGAAGUGUACACAUUUACACGCACGCACACAAAAAAAGCCCUAUCUGACAUUUUUUUUUCUGCAACGCUGGGGCUUUUGUGGCUUUGAGAGGACGUUUCGUAAUGAUAUAAAACUGAAAGGAAGGAAGGAUUUUUUUCAAACCUCCGUCUACAGCAGUCGCCUGCUUCUCGUUUUCCUGGUUGGUGGAGUGUCAGAAUAGUUUUUUCUUUCUUCUUGUCUGAAUGGUUUGACCCAUGAUUUUUGGGUGUUAUUGCUGGGAACCCGCUUGACUUUGUCCGCCAGGAGCAACGCAGAACAAGGAGGAGAAGAGGGGGGGUGGAUCUUUUUCUUUCUCUUUUCUUUUUUGUCUUUAUUAUUAUUUUUUUAUAUAUAUACAGCUAUCGGGUUCCUCGGAUCGUUUGGUUUAGAAGCAACAGAGGGAUUAAAUAUUCCUGCUCGCAGCGCCCUGUUUGUGCGAGCCAGACUGGCUUACAUUGUGAGAGGAACGGUUGUGGCAAGAGAAAGAAGGGCUAUAAAUAGCGCAUGCAAUUCUCAAAAACUAUCACAAGUGGUGCAUCAGCUUGUGGAGCACACGGAAUCAGAUAUCCUGCAUAGCAAUCGCCUUUUUUUUCGUAUUGAGUAGAUCUUUUUUUUUUUUUUUCUUUUUUCUUCCUUGCAGCGUUUCUAUUUAAAGUUUCGACGCGUAGAAUUUCUACAUAUCUGGGCUGUUUUCUGAGAAAGGAGGGGAAAAGGAGUGGUUUUCUCAUGGAUCGGGGCGAUUUAAUGAUGAAACUACAUGCGGAAAGACUGAUUUGGAGACAAGCCGAUCUUCCUCUGCGCGUGGAUUGAAAUGGAUCUAUUAUAUGACAGUGAUCGCAUUUGGAAUCGCCUGACCUGGAUUGUAACAAUGUUGUGAUCUCUCUGUCUCUCUCCCCCCGCUCCCCACAUCAUCUCCCUCUCUCGCUCGCCCGCUCUUUCAACACACGCUUGGAUUUAUACGCACGGGCUUUAUGGAUGCAUUGUGCACUUCGUUUUGAAUACGCCCAUUCUCUCAUACCGACCAUCCCGAGUCUAUUAUCCGCGGCUCUUGUAAGACACGUACAAGGGAACCGAUUUGUCACCCCUGAUCGGUGUUUGGAUACCGAUGUAAGGAUUUCGACAUGCCCUGCGCUGGCGACCCCAAAGGCGGACGAUUAUGACUGCAACGGCGAAUUGGGUGGCUAACGGGGCAAGCCUUGAGGACUGCCACUCCAACAUCUUCUCUCUGGCGGAGCUGACGGGCAUCAAAUGGCGCCGCUACAGCUUCUGCAGCGGCGGGGAGUACGGGCCCGUGAUCUCGGCCCCGGCCCAGGACGACCCGGUCCUGCGCAGCUUCAUGCACUGCGUACAGGCCAACCUGCUGUGUGUGUGGCGUCGCAAGAUCAAGCCCGAUGCCAGGGAGUUGUGGAUCUUCUGGUGGGGCGAGGAGCCCAACUUCUCUGAUGUCAUUCAUCAUGAGCUGAAAGGUGAGAAAGCGAGGGAGGGGAAAGAAAAAAAAAAGCCAUGACAGAGAUGAAGGAUGAGGCUCGCAGCUCUGCUCUAUCCGUCUCAAUUAUUUUUUCAUCCCAUCGGUCUUUACCUCAGCUUCUAUUGUGCUCUCAAAGUUUGGGUUAGAAGCUUGUACACCAGGCAUAAUUUGAUGGCUGCUCUUUAUUACGCUGCGCCGACUUAUAUAGACUGGGGAAAUAUUGCAUGGGAUACAGCUAUAUUCUGGUUUUAGUUGGUUUUUAUGAAAAACCGACUGCAAAAAAAAAAAAAAAAAUGAGAUGGAGGUGCAUGCCAGGGAUGUGAGCCGCUUGAGUGCCAAAUAGAUCUGAGCAUUAAAGUGUGCCUGAACAUAAUACACUACAUGAGCCGCAGAGGCCAACAUAUAGCAAAGUCAAUAUUCAGGUUAUUUAGUCGGCUGCAGAUCGGAGUUGCUGUGCUGUUUGUUCAAGAUGUUCUGGAGACAUUGAUCUGUUUUCUGUGGCGCGCUCCUGUUUUUGAGCCUCAUAUAGCAUAAAUGUGAAAUGUGUUUGGUUUGCAAACUCAAGCAUUUUUGUGCUGCUUCAGGAGUAUCGCUGUGAUGAAGCACAGAGCGACGGAGUUGGGGUUCUUUUUUUUUUUUUUUUUUUCUCCCCUUGCUACUGUUUACCGGAUACCUGGAUUUGUGCCUGUGCGUGUUAGUGAAAAUUACACUGCGAUAUCUCACUUUGGAGAGUGCUACUGUCAGCAUUAUUGUCCCUAUUUAUAGAGACAUUUGCAUUAUCUCCCCACGCACGUGUAUGGCUGUCCAACAUAUCGACCGAGCCACAGGAAGACAGUGGGAGACAGGGGGGGAAAGGAGAGGGAUUAUAAUGGGCUUGGUUUUGCAGAACAACAGCCAGGAGGGGAAAACAGGUAUAUUGGUUUGAGAGGUUGAAGCAUCAGUUACCUAAUAAGCUGACUUGAUGUGAAAAGGCCUCUCAGGGGCUGCAGUAAGUAUUUGCCAAAUGUUCUAACUGCUGCUGCAGGGAGAGCCCUUUACUCUGUACAAAUGAGCAGCAUAGAGUUAUAUUUGCAUCAAGCUGUACUUAUGUACAAACAAGUGCACCGUCCUGCAGUGGCACACAAUGGCCUCCCUGAAUAAUGCAUUUUGUCGUACUUAUUGAUUUCGAAAGAUCCACACGGGCUCCUAACUAUCAUAAUAACACAAUGAGUCAGUGUGGCGAGAGGAGGAGGCAGCGAUUUGAUUUUGAGAGCAAAAACUUCAUUACCUGAACCCAUAAAACGAGUAUGUAGGAGGGCGAAAUUUUAGCAUUACCUCACCAAUUUAAGCGCUGCUAAUGGCUACCGAAAAUAUUGAUUAUGAGUCUCUUUGAGGUCCAGUAAACUUGAUAAUAACUGAGACAAUUCUAUUACAUUUUAUGGCUAUUGAUUCGGAGCUGCUGCAGUUGUGUUACUGCUUUCAAAAGUGUGAUUUUAUUUGUCUGUUUAUUCAUUCAGACAAUAAAGACGUAAUCAGAAGUUUGGUGUGUCAAAGGGCGAUUUUUUUUUUCCUCCAUGUCUCGGGUUUAUGGAAAUUUUUUGCUGUUGGAGAAAUUAAUUGUAAUCUUAUAUUGUUUGAGCUUUGUUUCAAAACCUACCGUCAUGUUUAGGUGAUUGAAAAGUACAUAUUUGUAAGUACAAAGUUGGUUGUUGAAAUGAUUACUCCUAAAGCUGCAGACUGCAAAUCUACUACUUAUAAAUGGACUAAGCUUGCGUAGAGCUUUUCCAGAUUAAUUGAUCACCCAACGCACUUUACACUAUUACACUUUAGUAGUAGCGGAAAAGUUUCUAUAAGGGUAAACUCACAUACAAAGAAUCAUGUUUUACAUUGGACUAAUAAUAACACCAAUCAGAGUUUUGCAGCAGAGUUCACAGUUUUUUGUAAGAACUAUAAUUAUUGCUGUUUAAACUUGAGUGUCCAUUAAUUUUCUCAUAUAGUCUCUUUAAAAUUUGGCUUUGACUCAUAUUUUAAAACAGUAAAAAUUCUGUAUAUAAAUUAAUUUUUUUUAUUCUACUGCUAGCAUAAUAAUGCUAACAGGUUUUGCAUGGUUAGCAUUGCUACCUGUAAACACAGCUCUCCCUGUCUAUUGGCUACAGAAUAUGGACCUUUUCCUUUGUUUUGACUUUUUAAAGGAUAAAACAGAGCAACUCAGUUGUUGUUUUUUUUUAUCUUAAAGUUUGAAUAAGCCACAGACAUGGCUGAACAUGUCUGUAUCACACGGUCACAUCUUUAAUCACCCCACCUAUACCAAAAUACCUAACUUAGUCCUUACUGAAAAGGAAUUGUGUUACUGCAAUCUGCGAGCCUUUAAGGAUGGUAUGUUCACGCAUCAGAAAAGGAUAGGAUUUUUC